Acaromyces ingoldii is the source of this 590-nucleotide messenger RNA. RefSeq lists its product as hypothetical. The record is from RefSeq and is a predicted model, not a curated record. The transcript has a single exon. The coding region runs from base 100 to 486 and encodes 128 amino acids. Lineage: Eukaryota; Fungi; Basidiomycota; Exobasidiomycetes; Exobasidiales; Cryptobasidiaceae.
UUUUCGAGGCCUGGGACUCGCAGCUUCAGCACGUCUGCUACGAGAAGAGGCCGGGAGGAGAGAGAGGGCGCACUGUCGGUCGAGGACACGGAGCUGGGAAUGCCCAAAGAGGCCACCUGGUCCGUUGUUGAGCUCUUGGAUCAGGUCAAAGAGGGUCGAGAGAUCGGAAAGGAGGAGCUUGCGAAGCUUCACAGACUUGCUGCGUUGGAGAUGCCCUCGGACGAGGAGGGGCUGCAACGAACAAAGAGGGACCUUGAAGCCAUGAUUGGACUCGUCGAUGCCGUCCGGUCCAUCGAGGUGGAGAAGGGCAACGAUGUGGGCGUGGGGAGAAUAUGGCCCGAGGGGCGCUUCCAGAGGCUGUCUGAAGGACAGCCGGCGGAGGGUUCGAAGGAGACGCUGGACCGGGACAGGCUGCUUGGGCUGGCAAAGAGGACAGAGAGGGGCUUCUAUGUCGUGGACCGUCCCAAGGGGGAGCCGAGCGAAUAAAUUACUACCUAUAGACUUUUAGUUCUGGACACAAAUCACUGCUUUUGACACAAUCACUACUCUCUCUGCAGUCUAAUGACACCAUUCCACAACUCGUAUGAACC